AUGGCCCAGUUGUCCAAAAUGCAGCCCAAACACAGCCCCAUCCCCAACAACUACCAGCUGUUCCUGGCUUUGGUAUUUGCAGUCACAGAAAUCAACAAAGAUCUGGUUCUCCUCCCCAACAUCACCCUGGGCUUCCACAUGUAUGACAAUCUCCAGUGGGAGACGAGGAUUUUUUUAAUCAGUCUCCUUCUGCUCUCCACACGUGACCAAAUGGUUCUAGGUUAUAAAUGUGACUGGAAGGACCCUCUGCUCUCUGUCAUCGGGGGUGACAAUGCCAAAUCCUCAAAGAAGAUGGCCUCCAUUUUCAGCAUCUUCAAGGUCCCACAGUGGAACUGGGUUGGGCUGGUGGCCUCUGAUGAUGACAGCGGAGAACAUUUCGUCUCAAGUCUGAUGCCACUGCUGAAGGAGAAGGAGAUCUGCCUGGCCUUCACUCAAAAGCUUCUUCCCUAUUUGAGGAAUGUCAGGUUCAACAACAGUGUGGGAGAAGAAGUCUCCUUCUCAGAAAAUGGGCUGGGAUCUGCUAGUUAUGAUCUUCUCAACUGGGUUUCCAUUCACAAUAAAUCAAUGGCUCUGGUGAAAGUUGGGCAAAUCAAUCCUAGGGCUCCCCCAGAUCAAGUUUUCACUAUUAACUCUGAUGCAAUCGUCUGGCCCACAAAGGAGGUACCCUUUGCCAGGUGUGUCAUGAAGAGGUGCCAGGCAGGAGAGAGGAGAAGAGUUCCAGAGGGCGAGCCUGUUUGCUGCUACCAAUGUGCUCCUUGUCCAGAAGGGACCGUUUCUAAUCAAACAGAUGCAGCUCGCUGUGACCCCUGCCCAAAAGAUCAGUAUCCCAACAAGGACAAGGGCCACUGCAUUGCUAAGAUGCUCCUCUUCCUCUCCUAUCAAGAGACCCUGGGAUACACUUUAGUGUCUCUCACUCUUUCUCUCUCCAUGAUCACAUUGGCAGUCUUAGCAGUUUUCAUUAAGCAUCGUGACACACCAAUUGUGAAAGCCAAUAACAGAGAUCUCACCUACAUCCUCCUGAUCUCCCUUCUGCUCUGCUUCCUCUGCUCCUUCCUCUUCAUUGGUCAACCCAGGAAGCUCACCUGUCUCAUCCGACAAAUUACCUUUGCCAUCCUCUUUUCCCUUGCAGUUUCCUCUGUGUUGGCAAAAACUAUCAUGGUGGUUCUCGCCUUCAUGGCCACCAAGCCAGGGAACAAGUCAAGGAAACUCUUAGGAAAACCAUUGACUAACUCCAUUGUCUUAGUCUGUCCCCUGAUCCAAGCAAUUUUUUGUGUUACCUGGCUGAUAAUCUCUCCUCCAUUUCCCAACUUGGACUUCCACUCCUUAGUAGGAGAGACCAUCUUGGAAUGUAAUGAAGGCUCAACUUCAAUGUUUUAUGUUGUCCUUGCUUAUCUGGGUUUCCUGGCUCUUGUCAGUUUCACUGUGGCCUUUCUGGCUAGGAAAUUGCCUGAUAGCUUUAAUGAAGCCAAGUUCAUUACUUUUAGCAUGCUGGUCUUUUGCAGUGUUUGGAUCAGCUUCCUCCCCACUUACCUGAGCACCAAAGGGAAGUCCAUGGUGGCCGUGGAGAUCUUCUCCAUCUUGGCUUCUGGGGCUGGUCUCUUGGUUUGUAUCUUUUUUUCCAAAUGUUAUAUUAUUCUACUAAGACCUGAUAUGAAUCAGAGAGAAAAUAUAAUGAGGCGCAAGAAUCUCUGA
Molecule: messenger RNA, 1692 nt
Organism: Thamnophis elegans (Western terrestrial garter snake)
Lineage: Eukaryota; Metazoa; Chordata; Lepidosauria; Squamata; Natricidae
Product: vomeronasal type-2 receptor 26-like
Exons: 7
Coding region: 1-1692 (563 amino acids)
Biological process (GO): G protein-coupled receptor signaling pathway
Cellular component (GO): membrane
Molecular function (GO): G protein-coupled receptor activity
Source: RefSeq, a predicted model, not a curated record